GCCGGCGCGCUCGUCUGCUCUGGAGGACCGCACGCGGCCUGCGGGUCUGGACACCGAGCACCGCGCGUGCAGGGAGGGGGGCUCGCGCUGCGGCCGCUCCCUCGGUCCCGCGGAGGGGCCGCUCUCCGUCCCUCCGCACCCGGUACGGCAUGGACGGCGCGCGCUCCGGCUCCAGGUUCCAGUCGGACCUGGACUUCUGUCCGGAUUGUGGCUCCGUCCUGCCGCUGCCCGGGGCGCAGGACACGGUCACCUGUGUUCGCUGCGGCUUCCGCGUCCCGGUGCGAGACUUCGAGGGGAAGGUCGUGAACACCUGCGUCGUGUUCAACAAGCCGGGGACGGCCGCGCCUGUGCCGGCGGAGGAAGGGCCCGAGUUCCAGGGACCCGUGGUUGACAGGCGCUGCUCUCGAUGUGGCCACGAAGGAAUGGCCUACCACACCCGACAGAUGCGCUCGGCCGACGAGGGGCAGACGGUCUUCUACACCUGUACCCACUGCAGGUUCCAGGAGAAGGAAGACUCUUGAUUUUUUUUCCAGGCAACGCAACAAUUCUCCCUCGGAUGGUGAGGGAUAUUGGGUUCUUAAGAUCCUUUGUCCAUCCUAGUUGCAAUGUUUUGCUCCCAUAGAAGGAAGUUAUCAUGUGGGGAUUACCAUUGUCCCUAGACUACACCUACUCUAGUUGAGUUUCUUAUCAAAGUUCUAUUUUUCUAUAUAUGCCAGACAUAUGUAUAUUAUUUAUAAUCUGUCUUGUUCCAAAAGGAAUUUAAAUGAAUUUACAGAGAUAUAUUUGUUCUUUCAAUAAGUAUAUCAGCUACAAAAAAUAUAUAUAAAUUAGUAUAUGAGAAGGAAAAAGAAAAAGAAGUAUAAAAAAUGGAGGCAGGAAUGAGACUAAUAGAAAAAGUAAUUUUAAGUAUUCCACCACUAAAUCUAUUUGGUUCCUGAGUUUAGAGAAACAAAAUGUAGGAAUCUGGAUAGUGGGAGAUUGAACAAAUAAUUUAACCAGAUCUCUUUGAUGUGAGCUUAGACAACAAAAAAUCUGAUACUAAGGGAUACCAGUAUGUGCUUACUACAGUUGGACAUUUUGGGAAAAAAAAUUUUUAUUGCUGUUGAGAUAAAUGUAAUAUAUAUUCAUUGUAAUAGAUUCAUAUGUAAAAAGAUGGGGGGGAAAAAGAGUAAAAAAUACAAGGAAUCCCACUUCAGAGAGAUACUUGUUUUUUUUUUAAUGGCUUUUACUAUACAUGCUGAGGUGUAUCUUGCUUUUUAUCAGUUUGCCCAAAAACUUGAAAGGGAAACACUUUGUAGUCCGGGCACAAUAAACAUACUCAGAUGUA
Messenger RNA from Enhydra lutris kenyoni (northern sea otter), 1327 nucleotides. RefSeq names its product zinc ribbon domain containing 1 (gene POLR1H). Gene Ontology annotation, biological process: DNA-templated transcription; termination of RNA polymerase I transcription. The coding region runs from base 150 to 521 and encodes 123 amino acids. The transcript has 4 exons. Gene Ontology annotation, cellular component: RNA polymerase I complex. NCBI's taxonomy places the organism in Eukaryota, Metazoa, Chordata, Mammalia, Carnivora, Mustelidae. The record is from RefSeq and is a predicted model, not a curated record. Gene Ontology annotation, molecular function: DNA-directed RNA polymerase activity; zinc ion binding; nucleic acid binding.